UCAGUCCUUUCUCUUGAGGCGGCGAGAAGGGAAGCUAGAAACCAUGUCGACUUGCAGGUUCCUGCUGAGCAAUGGCGUCAUUUCUCAGUCCUCCGAUGCUCCCACCGUCGCUUCCUUCCUCGAAACCCAUCCGGGGGCGUACACGACCACUCGGACUCACAACGAUGGUUCCUGCAUCUUGUUCUGGGGGAGGCACCUGAACAGGCUGAUCAACUCCGCGAAGAUCCUGUUGAAUUCGGAGCCGCGGUUUCUGUUCGGAUCAAGCUGGCCUGUGGAUGCGUCGUCCGCGUCGUCGAUGGCCCUGUCAGUGUGGGAACCGGGCAUUCCGGAUUUGGUUAAUGAGUCGACGAGGAAGGUGCUGCCUCGCGCGAUGAGAGAUAGAGAAAUGGGGCAGGAAUUGGCCAUCACGGUUUUGCUUAGUGGGAAUUUGGAGAGUUUGAGGAAAUCUGUGCAUGUGGGUAGAAAGAGGGUCGAUUGUGUUCUCGAUGUUCAUGUUCAUGUCAGUGCUUAUGUUCCCCCUGUGUUUGGUGCUGGGCAAAGCGGCGCACGAUUGGCUUUGGUGGGAAGAGGGAGGAGUGUCGCUGCCGCAAAGUAUUCGGAUUGGGUAAGGCUCAGGAAGCCUCUGGAGCAGUUGAGGCCUCCUUCUGUGACUGAGCUAUUGCUGUCAGAUGAUGGUGAUCAUAUACUUGAGGGAACUAUAACUAACUUUUUCAUUGUCUGCCGCAAGGACAAUGGUGAAGACAAUGGGAAAGGUGUGCAUUCAGGGACGAAUGUUUAUUCCUCUCUUGAAGUGCAGACAGCUCCUGUAAGUGAUGGUGUCCUUCCUGGUGUUCUAAGGCAACUUGUGAUCGAAGUAUGCUUGAGCAAGGGAAUUCCAUUUCGAGAAGUGGCACCUUCGUGGUCAAUGCAUGGGCUUUGGGAAGAGGCCUUUAUCACGAAUGGUUUGAGGCUUCUGCAGCAUGUGGAUGCAAUUCUAGUUCCAAGUGAAUAUGCGUCACUAGAAUCAAGGACCUACAAAGAGGUGUCCUGGAAAGAGAAGCAGUUUCAGGAUGGUCCAGGGAUGAUCACGAGAAUGAUCCAGGACCAGAAGGAGAUCAUGGAGAAAGCAAUGUUAGAAGGGCACUUGUUGGAUUCAUCAUGAGCCUUCCUAAGCCAAAAAGAAAUGCUUCCGAAUGUCCCGCAUCUGUCAACUCGAAAUGAUCUAAGAGUGAUGGAUCUACUGAUUCCAAAUGCGGAAGAGCGGCAUACAAUCGCGAUGAUUUCACUUUUGCCUUAUGAUCUGUGUUACCAUAAGGGAUUUCAGACAUUAUGUUUUGAACGAUUCUUGGUCUGCCGUUGGGGAACCAGAUGAUCUGAGGAACAGCAUGACAUCGCAGUAAACCCCUCCUGGGAACUCUACUUCAUCCCUUGGAUGGGUGCUGAGAACCGGAGCCAUUCUCGGGAGCGAGCAAUCAUGUGAGGAUGUCGCGUGCCGGCUUCAUUAGACGCAGCAUCGCGGACCCUCGAAAGAAAGAACGGAACGCUGCCUCUUCUUUGUGUGCUUUACUGAGAUGAGUGUAACAAGAACCUAUCUCCAAAUCAAAGAUUUUAGAGAUUGUAUCUUUC
Messenger RNA from Eucalyptus grandis, 1605 nucleotides. RefSeq lists its product as uncharacterized. The record is from RefSeq and is a predicted model, not a curated record. Gene Ontology annotation, molecular function: catalytic activity. The transcript has 9 exons. NCBI's taxonomy places the organism in Eukaryota, Viridiplantae, Streptophyta, Magnoliopsida, Myrtales, Myrtaceae. Bases 44 to 1141 code for a protein of 365 amino acids.